This is a messenger RNA of Acanthopagrus latus (yellowfin seabream), 2748 nucleotides long. RefSeq names its product indian hedgehog B protein-like. The transcript is spliced from 3 exons. The record is from RefSeq and is a predicted model, not a curated record. Gene Ontology annotation, biological process: cell-cell signaling; smoothened signaling pathway; cell fate specification. NCBI's taxonomy places the organism in Eukaryota, Metazoa, Chordata, Actinopteri, Spariformes, Sparidae. Bases 634 to 1881 code for a protein of 415 amino acids. Gene Ontology annotation, molecular function: patched binding; calcium ion binding.
GCGCGCCGGUCAGGCCGGUCAGUCUGUCAGUCUCGUGGCUCGGUGUCGGUCCGUGUCCUCUUGGCUGACAAUAAACAGAUGAAAACAGGCCUGUGCCACCCCGGUGGGAGGAGAGGACGCAGCAGAGGGCAGGUCCAGCAGGGCGCGGUCUCCUUCUUCUCCCGCGGCACCUCAUCUGUUCUCUCGUAGGAUCUCUUCCACUUCCACUGCUGCCAACAGCGCCGCGCCACAGGGACGCAUUGAGACCAAACCCGAGAGCACAAACCGCUGCGGGGACACCCUUUGACCGCCGUGCCCAGCAGGCGCAGCCAGACUGCGCACCGCGCGCCGCCGUGUCUGUCUGUAGGCCUUUUCUCACAGCUCCGACAGCUUUGAAGCCGCCUGCCAAGACAAACUCACCUCGCCUAUUUAUGCCCCUGCCUCCGCGCGCACUCAGAGGACAGGUUCAGCGCGUCUCCAGCGGCGCACGGGACACUUUUACGCGCCAGGAAUGGACACUUUCGGGGACUCGUGGAUGAGUCCUGCCGCGGUGCCUCCUCUCUAAAUUAAAAAGAGGAGCUCCACACAUCAAAAGACAUCCAGCGGGGACUUUCUGGCCACCCGCCGGGGGGGUUCACACCGGCCCGGGGCGGAAUGCUGCUCUCGACGCUGGUGACGUGCCUCGCCGGGUGCGCCUUUCUCCUCUCGCCGGUCAGCGAGGGCUGCGGGCCGGGUCGAGGUUAUGGCAAGAGGCGCUCACCGAGAAAACUCGCGCCGCUCGCCUACAAGCAGUUCAGCCCCAACGUGGCGGAGAAGACGCUGGGAGCCAGCGGGAGAUACGAAGGGAAAAUAACCCGGAACUCUGAGCGCUUCAAGGAGCUCACCCCCAACUACAACCCCGACAUCAUCUUCAAGGAUGAGGAGAACACAGGUGCAGACCGCAUGAUGACUCAGCGCUGCAAAGACAAGCUGAACUCUCUGGCCAUCGCGGUGAUGAACCUGUGGCCCGGGGUCCGGCUGAGGGUCACCGAGGGCUGGGACGAGGACGGCCACCACUCGGAGGAGUCGCUGCACUACGAGGGCCGGGCGGUGGACAUCACCACGUCGGACCGGGACCGGAACAAGUACGCCAUGCUGGCGCGCCUGGCCGUGGAGUCCGGGUUCGACUGGGUCUACUACGAGUCCAAGGCCCACAUCCACUGCAGCGUCAAGUCCGACCACUCAGUGGCGGCUAAAUCUGGCGGUUGUUUCCCCGGCGAGGCCUCGGUCACGUUGGAGAGCGGCGCUCAGAAGUCCGUCAGCGAGCUGCGACCCGGUGAGCGAGUUCUGGCCUCGGCGGGCGGCGAUGGCAGCGGGGAGCUGGUCUACAGCGAGGUCCUGGCCUUCCUGGACCGUGACCCGGUGACCUGGAAGCUCUUCUACACCCUGCAGACAGAAGCUGGCGCCCGCCUCUCGCUCACCGCCGCCCACCUCCUGUUUGUGACUGAGGGGAACUGCUCAGAGGGGGCGGCGCCGGCCCGGGGCGCCCUCAGGACCGUGUACGCCAGCGACGCCCGGCCAGGACAGUGUGUGCUGGUGGCGGGACAGAGGAACGGCGAGGGGCGUCUGUCUCGGGUCACCCGGGUCAGCCUGAGGGCGAGCAGGGGGGCGUUUGCACCGCUGACCCGGCAGGGGACGCUGGUGGUGGACGGGGUGGUGGCGUCCUGCUACGCCGUGGUGGAGCAGCACUCCCUCGCUCACUGGGCCUUCUCGCCGCUGCGGCUGAUCCACAGCUGGACUGGAUCCACCGGGAGCCACGGUGACGGGAUCCACUGGUACUCGCAGCUUUUACACUGGCUGGGCAGGAUGCUGCUGGACUCAGGGCGCCUCCACCCACUGGGCGUGGCUCAGGAGGCCAGGUGAGGACGGAGGACAGGUGAACUGGGUGGACGCUUUAAUCAGAAACAAACCUGAACCUUCUCUUUAUAACUGGAGACACGAGCCUGCAGAGCCGGACAGAACCGCGUCCAACGACCGGGCGAGACGGGCGACGUUUGGGUUCUUACUGAGGGAAGAAGAAGAAGAAGAAGAACUGAUGCAGAACAACUCUCCCAGAAACACGAACAGACAGAAAAUAAAAGAGUCUGACGGCUCCGAGAAGUUCUGAUGUUUCAAAGACUUCUGUGACACUUUUACCCUUUAAAACUCUGUGAAACUAAAAUCCCUUAAAAUCCCCUUAAACCCUCAGAGUCCAGUGUUUGGUGCCGGAGACGGAGAUCCUUCAAAUCCUUUCAAAUGCACCUUAAAGAAGCUUUUAAUCAACAUUUGAGGUAGAUUUUCAGGGACGUUCAACCUUCCCCGUAAUCUACACACCAGUGAUCUUCUUCAGGUGUUUAAAGGUUCUGGUUCAGGUGAUUUUUUGGGUUUUCUUGUGGACACAAGUUGCUAAAACAUCAACAUAUAUAAUGUCAGUUUAUUUCCCUCAAAUCUGGACUAAACUGAUUUUUAAGUGUCAAAUAAUCUGUCAGACAAGUUAUUUGUGCAUUUAAGGUUUUUGUUUGACUCCUCAGAGGCAGAUGGUUUGUUUUUGGAACUUUAAGGUGAAUUUUAAGGGAUUUGGUUUCAUGUGUCGUUUGUAACUUUGAUGCUUUAAAAGAGAUUCUAGGUAAAUAAUAGAGCGUAUUUAAGUGUUGUUUGUUUACAGAAAUCCAAUAAUGUUUAUGACGUCAUUCUGGGUGAAGAGAUAUUAAAAAAAAGAUUUAUUUUUGAAAUUAAAUUAAGUGGAAAUGA